This is a messenger RNA of Trichosporon asahii var. asahii CBS 2479, 2073 nucleotides long. RefSeq names its product glyoxal oxidase precursor. The transcript is spliced from 2 exons. The record is from RefSeq and is a predicted model, not a curated record. The coding region runs from base 1 to 2073 and encodes 690 amino acids. Lineage: Eukaryota; Fungi; Basidiomycota; Tremellomycetes; Trichosporonales; Trichosporonaceae.
AUGCUUCUCUCCAGCCUCGCGCUGUUUGCCGCGACCGCGAGCGCGGCCCACGGCCCGACGAACCGCCACCGCCAUCUCGCCCGUCAGGCGUCGGCGGCUGCGGGCUCGUCGGCGAGCGACGUUGGGCAGUCGACAACCAUCAGCUUCCUGGACGGCGAUGCGGUUCCGGGCGGCUUCGUCGAGAAGGGCGACUCGGGCGUGUCGGCCCAGAUGAUGUUCCUCGGUACCAAGAAUACGGUGUACAUUCUUGACAAGGCCGAGAACAACUCGCUCCAGAUCGGCGGACACCCCGCCUGGGGAACCAAGUACGACCUGAAGAGCCACGAGGCUACGCCCAUGGCCGUCACGUCCAACACGUUCUGCGCCGGUGGUCUGCACGUCGCCAACGGAUCCUGGGCCGUGUUUGGAGGAAACCAGCCCGUCACCCAUGGAGGCGUCGCCGUUAACGACAAGGUCCAGAACCCCACCGGCGUCAACCCCUACCUCAACACUGAUGGAGGUGAGGCCGUCCGCGUCAUCACGCCGUGCGACGACGGCAGCUGCGAGUGGGCCGAGAACGGACCCGACCUUACCAUGACGGGCAAGCGUUGGUACCCGACCGUCGAGGGUCUCGCCGACGGAUCCGUCAUUGUCAUCGGCGGUGACUUCAACGGUGGCUACGUCGCCGUCAAGGAGCAGAACAACCCGACGUACGAGUACUGGCCGAAGCGGUCGUCGGGUUCGAUCCCCAUGAAGUUCCUCGAGGACACGCUUCCCCUCUGCCUCUUCCCCCUGACGUGGCUCCUUCCGAGCGGCAAGCUCUUCCUGCAGGCUGCCAAGAAGACGAUUCUGUACGACAUGGACACCCGCCAGGAGAUUCCCCUCCCGGACAUGCCGUACGCCUCGCGCGUGUACCCCGCCUCUGCUGCCGCCGCCAUGCUCCCUCUGACGCCGGCCAACAACUACACUGUCGAGCUCGUCUUUUGUGGUGGCUCCGACGCCGACUUCCGCAACUCGACCGACGGCAACCCCGGCUACAACGUUACUGCUGUUCCCGCCGACAACACCUGCGUGCGCAUCCGCCCCGACGACCCUAGCCCCCAGUACGAGGACGACGACCACCUCCCUGAGGGCCGCAGCAUGGGUUCGCUCGUGUACCUCCCCGACGGCACCAUGUGGCUCGGCAACGGUGUCAAGAUGGGCACUGCUGGCUACUCUGACCGCAACUACUCUGUCGGCAUGUCGCUCGGCCAGAACCCGAUCUACACUCCUGUUGUCUACAACCCGAACGCGCCUUCUGGCAGGCGCUUCAACCGCGACGGUCUCGGCACCUCGACUCAGGAGCGCAUGUACCACUCGACUGCUAUUCUUUUGUCUGACGGCUCGGUUCUCAUCUCCGGCUCGAACCCGAACCCGGAUGUGACCAUGUCGCUGUGGCCGACCAAGUACAGCGUCGAGAAGUGGUACCCUUCGUGGUACAAUGAGCCUCGCCCUGUCGUCAGCGCCUUCCCUGAGUCGCUGUCGUACGGUGGCGACGCGUGGUCGCUGACCUACAACGACGCGUCCGCCGACCCGGCGACGAUCAAGGUCGUCCUCAUCCGCACCGGCUUCAGCACGCACGGCAUGAACUUUGGCCAGCGCUACCUCGAGCUCGCGACGUCGACGACGGUGGACAAGGACAAGAACCAGAUCAAGGUGCACGUGUCGCAGCUGCCGCCCAACCCGAACCUCUUCACGCCCGGCCCAGCCAUGAUCUUCUUCGUCGUCAACGGCGUCCCGUCCGAGGGCGAGAUGGUCCUGAUCGGCAAUGGGCAGAUUGGCAAGCAGCCCGUUGGCCCCGCCACGGUCCUCCCCCAGCCCGAGGUGAUUGAGAAGGCCAAGCCGUCUCCCUCCCCCUCUCCCUCGCCCAAGGCUACGCCCUCCGCCAAGCUGAUCGUCGAGGAGGAGUCCCCCGCCGUCAAGGAGGCGGGCAACAAGCCCCAAGUCGCGGUCGCGGACCCGAACAAGGCCGCCGUCAAGAGCGGCGCGGGCAACCUCUCAUCGCCCAUCCUUUUCCUCGCGCUGGCCGUCCUCGGCUGCGUGCAAUGGUUCUAA